GUUGAUGUUGAGGAAGAAUGGUAUAAAAAAUACUUCAUUUUUUAUUUUUAAAUAAAUAGAAAGAGAAUUGAUGCUGACGGUUGAAGUUUUUGGCUUAAAUUGAACGCCUUCUAUUAUACCGUUUGGACUUUCAUCUUCUUCUCCUUCUCCCUUAGCUAAAUUCGUUAAACCCCUCUUGAUUACUAGUUCUACUUCUGCACUGCACAAAAGAAAUGGGAUUUAGGUUCUUGAUUAAGCUCAACUUCAUUCAUGAAUCUUUUGUUUCGAGAACUGCAUUGUCGCCUUCUCCUUAUUCCAAGAUUCUCAAGAGAUCUUGCGCCGCCCUCAGUUUUAACUCGUAUGAUCAUUCGAAUUUUUAUUCUGGAAACCCCAAUUUCUGGAUUCAGAGGCGAUGGCAUAUGGGGCACUCCCACCACCACCACCACCACCAUGAGAAUCCAGAUUCUCCUUCGGGGAAGGAGGGCGAUAGAAUUUUCCGUCUUGGACUGGCGGCGGACAUAGGGCUGGCUGCCGGAAAAGGUUUUAUUGGAUACAUCUCCGGCAGCACUGCCAUCAUUGCGGAUGCUGCUCAUUCAGUUUCAGAUGUGGUGUUGAGCGGGGUAGCAUUGUUGUCUUAUAAAGCUGCAAGGAUUCCAAAGGAUAAAGAACAUCCAUAUGGGCAUGGCAAAUUUGAGACCCUUGGCGCGCUCGGAAUUUCGGGGGUGCUCUUGGCGACUGCUGGAGGCAUCGCGUGGCAUUCUUUAGAUGUCCUUAUGGAAAUCACAUCCGCUGCACCUGAGAUUGUAAAUCAGUCCUUGACUCAUAACCAUCCACACAAUCACCAGGAUCAUGGACAUCACCAUGGAAUAGAUAUGGAGCACCCGAUUCUAGCAUUGAACAUGACUAUAGCAUCUAUAGCCAUUAAAGAAGGGUUGUAUUGGAUAACAAAGAGGGCUGGUGAGAAGACAGGCAGUGGACUCAUGAAAGCAAAUGCAUGGCAUCAUCGAGCAGAUGCAGUUUCAUCUGUGGUUGCUCUCGUUGGGGUUGGUGGAGCGAUUCUUGGGGUUAAAUUUCUUGAUCCUCUUGCUGGACUUCUUGUUUCUGGAAUGAUUUUCAAAGCUGGAAUUGAGAGUGGUCAUCAGAGCAUCUUGGAAUUGGUGGAUGCUGCUCUUCCACCGGAAAACCUGGAACCUUAUAAACACACAAUAUCGGGGGUUGAGGGAGUCAAGGGAUACAAUCACCUCAGAGGAAGGAGAGCGGGGUCAUCUUUGUAUCUUGAUGUAAACAUUGAGGUAGAUCCCUUUUCAAGUGUGAGUGCUGCACACGAUGUUGGAGAAAAUGUUCGACAUCAACUUCAACAGUUGCAUCCAGAAGUAGCUGAAGUCUUCAUACACGUAGUCCCAUCCACAUCACAUAUUUCGGGGAAUGUCAUGAACCACCAAAGGAGUUCGUCAAAAAAUCAUAUUGAUAAUGUAGCAUUGGAGCAUGCGGAUAUUGAAGAAACUGUUUCCAGCAUUUUGUCAACUAAUUUCUCCGACAGAAUGGAAGUGCAGAGAAUAACCCGCCACUCAUUGGAAGGUCACAUUCUUCUUGAAGUCGAGGUCUCCAUGCCCCUCGACACAUUAGUUAGAAAUGCGGUCAAGGUUGCUGAAGAAGCCGAAAAGAAUAUUUUGGAGGCAUUGCCUAACAUCAUACAUGUAUCAAUUCAGCUCCGACUUGGGCGCCCAGUGCCCAACUUAAAAGUCGAACAACAGGAUAGCUGCUGAUAUUCUCCUAUGUCAAAGAGAUGACCGAAAUUCGGAGGUUAGUCUACACUACUCUACUGUAGUAUGAGAGCAUGCAGACGUUUUUAAACCGGGAGUGAGUUACAAUAAAUAACAAUACCAAAUCUCACAGCAGCUCAUGUAACUCUAGCUUCGAUAGCAUAUACUAAAGUUGUUGCACGGAAAAUGUUCAUAGUUAGAUUUUAGGUUAGCCGGGCCGAUUUGCCUGUCUGCUAAGUACAUUACAAUGAGAAGAGAAUGUGAGUUCUUGAUAUGAAUCAUCAAGCAAUGCACUGCUUGCUCUGUACCUAAUUUGUGUUUAUCUAUGAUGUGGAAUGUGCUUAUAAUAUAACAUUUAAUAGCCAAGUUGA
Andrographis paniculata is the source of this 2113-nucleotide messenger RNA. RefSeq names its product metal tolerance protein 2. The transcript is spliced from 12 exons. Gene Ontology annotation, biological process: transmembrane transport; monoatomic cation transport. Gene Ontology annotation, molecular function: monoatomic cation transmembrane transporter activity. The coding region runs from base 213 to 1745 and encodes 510 amino acids. Gene Ontology annotation, cellular component: membrane. The record is from RefSeq and is a predicted model, not a curated record. NCBI's taxonomy places the organism in Eukaryota, Viridiplantae, Streptophyta, Magnoliopsida, Lamiales, Acanthaceae.